GAGAUUCUUAUUUCUAACAAAGGAUAUAUAUUUAGAGAUACGAUCUCCUUCGGUGGUUCACUCCCAUCAUCGAUGUACGUGAAAAUAUAUAAAUAAAAAAUCAAUAAACGAAAAUCUUUCCUUUUUCUCUCACACAUUUUUCUUCAUCUCCACUCGAAUCCGGAAGAAGAACAAAAACCAAAAAAAAAACCCAGAAAAUCAGAGAAACAUAAGCGAACCGACAGAGAAAAAAAAUGUCUUCGCCAAGCAAACGCAGAGAAAUGGAUAUGAUGAAGCUGAUGAUGAGCGAUUAUAAAGUGGAAACGAUCAACGAUGGCAUGCAAGAAUUCUAUGUUGAAUUCAAUGGUCCCAAAGACAGUAAGAUUGAUCUUGUCUGAGAAUAAUCCCCAGUUUCGUUGAUUGUUGUCUCUAAAUCAGUCACUAGUGUGCUAUUUUGAUUCUGUUACUUGUGAAAAUGAUGAUAAGGGUAUUUGUAAUUCUUCCUGGUUUUCUUAGAUUUUGUUCAUAUUAGUGUCAAAAUUGCAAUCCGUUAUUUGUGGUGGAUUCGGAUCUACGGCGGUUCGAUUCCACCAUGUUUACACACUGUGUGUGGUUUACUUACUCGUGGUGGGCUUGCGAGUUUGCUCACCACGGGAUUAGUUAGGCGCUUCGGCGAAGUUCGGUUGGGAUACUCGGGUGUUAGUUGUGAAGAACUGUUGUUAAACUAUUAUUUGUGGGUUUAAUGUGUGUGUUGGUGAUAGGUCUCUAUCAAGGAGGUGUGUGGAAGAUAAGAGUUGAGCUUCCAGAUGCUUAUCCUUAUAAAUCUCCAUCUGUUGGUUUCAUUACUAAAAUUUAUCAUCCUAAUGUUGAUGAACUGUCGGGUUCUGUUUGUUUAGAUGUGAUUAACCAAACUUGGAGUCCUAUGUUCGACCUUGUGAAUGUGUUUGAGACAUUUCUUCCUCAGCUUCUUCUGUAUCCAAACCCAUCAGAUCCAUUGAAUGGAGAAGCUGCUGCGUUAAUGAUGCGUGAUCGUCCUGCUUAUGAGCAACGAGUUAAAGAAUACUGUGAGAAGUAUGCAAAGCCAGGGGAAGGUUCAGAAGAUAAGUCUAGCGAUGAAGAACUAAGUGAAGAGGAAUACGGCUCAGAUAAUGAGGAUGAUGAUGAUGAUGAUGUUGCAAUUGCUGGCAAACCAGAUCCUUGAACCAGCUUUGGUAGGGGACUUGUUUUAUUGUAUAUGAUCAUGAAUUAUCUCUGCUUAUAACUCAACUGUGAAAUCUAUUUCUCCCUUUGUGCUUUGUUCACCUGUUUAAUUUAUCGGACCGGACGUUUGUGUACAUUAUUAGACCGAACCGAAUUGUUAGUCUUUUCAAUUUCAAAUAAGUCUCUCUUACCGGUUUAUACCGGUUAUUGAUUCGGUAAUUUCUUUUCUUGAAG
Messenger RNA from Arabidopsis thaliana (thale cress), 1413 nucleotides. It is a transcript of the gene UBC4, whose product is annotated as ubiquitin conjugating enzyme 4. The record is from RefSeq and is marked reviewed. Gene Ontology annotation, molecular function: ubiquitin conjugating enzyme activity; ubiquitin-protein transferase activity. Bases 722 to 1180 code for a protein of 152 amino acids. Lineage: Eukaryota; Viridiplantae; Streptophyta; Magnoliopsida; Brassicales; Brassicaceae. The transcript is spliced from 5 exons. Gene Ontology annotation, biological process: ubiquitin-dependent protein catabolic process; protein ubiquitination.